Messenger RNA from Hypanus sabinus (Atlantic stingray), 4131 nucleotides. RefSeq names its product zinc finger CCCH-type containing 7A (gene zc3h7a). NCBI's taxonomy places the organism in Eukaryota, Metazoa, Chordata, Chondrichthyes, Myliobatiformes, Dasyatidae. The transcript has 24 exons. Gene Ontology annotation, biological process: miRNA processing. The record is from RefSeq and is a predicted model, not a curated record. Gene Ontology annotation, molecular function: miRNA binding; protein binding; metal ion binding. Bases 346 to 3285 code for a protein of 979 amino acids.
CGAUUUGCCAUUUAUUGUACAGUGCUACUUGCAUGUUUUGAGCUCUCUAUCGCUCUGUAGGUGGCAGUUGUUAACUGACAGCGAAGCAUAGGGAAAGACACGUUUCUGAUUUAGGCGAGAAAAGAAAAUAAGGUGUAUGGAGAAAUUGGGGCUGUACCCACAAAGACAAAAGAUCUUCGUCUAAGCUUGUAAACAGAAAGAAAGAGCUGCUGGAAAGACUCAGCAGCUCAUCGAGUUUCUUCAGUAGAGGAGGGUGAAGCUGGAGGAGGAUGAACCAAUCCCCAUUAAGGGAUCAGAGGUGGAGAGGAAUCUGCAUUGUUAGAGGAAGUGAGCGUGAAGGAUAACAUGACCAAUGUUUCCAAGGAUAGAAAUAAUAGGUGGCAGGAAAUUCAGAAAGGAUUACAGUUUAUCCAGUCUACACUGCCCUAUCCUGGUACAGAGAAGGAGUAUGAGGUAUUUCUUCAAGAACUUGUGAAAAAUUUAUAUGAUGAGGGCAAUGAUAAGUUUAGAGAAGGCAAAUGGGCAGAGGCUUUGAAUCAAUAUACUGAGGCCUUGAAUGUGGCUGAGUAUGCAUCUGAAGAAAUCAGUAUUGUGAAUGGAGUAAUAGAGAAGCUUUAUGCAAAUCGUGCUGCCUGCUAUCUGAAUAUGGGUCUCUAUAAUCAAGUACUAGAAGAUUGUGACAAAGCUUUACACCUGAAUCAUAAUAACUGCAGAGCACUCUUCCGAAAAGGAAAGUCCUUGAAAGAAUUAGGAAGACAUAAAGAAGCCUAUGAUGCUGUCGCAAAGUGCUCACUGGCUGUGCCACAUGAUGAUGUUGUAAUAAAAUUAACCCAGGAGUUGGCUCAGAAAUUAGGAUUAAAAAUUCGGAAAGCUUAUGUUCGUGCUCAGCCUCCAUUAAUUGCUGUCAGUUCCAUUACUUCUGCUGAAUCUUCUAAACAACCCAGUAAUGGUUCAGGUUCAGUUGAAGAUAUUGAAACAGAUUUUCCAGGAUUACGUCUGGAAUCUCCAGUUUCUGUAUCUGUCUCUUCGGAUGAAACCCCUCAAGCUGCGAGUGAAUCAACACCAGUUCUAAUUGUUCCUAAUUCUACGUCGCCUCCUGUACAUCUGUCGGAGAGAAACAACCUUCCCACUGCUACACUGAUGAACGGAGGAGGGGUACCUUAUCCAGUGUCUGAGUCAUGCUUAGAUUUUACUGAUGGAGACAAAAUAGGAGAGGACCUGGACGAGCUGCUAGAUUCUAUGUCUGCUUUAGAAGAAACUCCUGUGGAAGUUCAAGGAAGUGUUUCAACUAGCUUGCCAGCCAGCCUCUCUUCUGGUAUUCCUUGUCCCAGUUCUGUCCUACCACUGCAAGUUACAAGCAGUAAUGUUCCUUCGGUGACUCUUCCUUCUGUCUAUUCAUUAUCUAUGAAUAUGCUGCCAUAUGAUACUUUUGGCUCCAGAAUGGAUUCUUUGGACUCUUUACCUAUUAUGGAAUCUCAAAGAGCAAAACCUUCAGAUAUUGGAACUGGGGCUGGAGCAUGUAGUUCCAUUUCUUAUUUGCAUCGAAAUAGUACAAGUAGCCUUUUCGUUAGUAACAGCAAUAUAGGAGUUAUAGGUCAAAACGGAAGUGCCUUUUCAAGAGGAACAGAAAUGGGAACAACUGAAUUAUCCAUGCAACCACUUGGUGGAAAUCCACUGUCAGAAACACAUGAAUUUAAACAGGCCUGUUUGUCUUGUUUCAAAAUAGAUCCCAAAGGAUUGACUUACACCUACACUGGAGAGGGAGAACAUAAAUGUAAGAAGGAUAUUUUAAUUGGUCGACUGAAGAAUUCCGAUGAUAGGUCUUGGAAGAAGAUACGACCUAGGCCAACAAAAAAUCAGUAUGUGGGGCCCUAUUACAUAUGUAAAGAUGUUGCUGCAGGAGAAGCGUGUAGGUACCCUGGUCACUGCACAUUUGCAUAUUGCCAAGAGGAAAUAGAUGUAUGGUCCCUAGAACGGAAAGGAGCAUUUAACCGUGAGCUGUUGUUUGAUCCUUUUGGAAGUGUCAGGAAGGAUAACUUAACUGUUGCCAAAAUUCUACAGGAACACCAUGGAAUUUUUAUGUUUCUUUGUGAGAUAUGUUUUGAUAACAAGCCCAGAAUGAUACACAAAAACAACAAGGAUAACCAAGCCUUCUGCUCCAAUCCAGAUGCCAAGCAUUUAUUUAAUAAGCAAAAGUGCCUCGUUCACAUUCUUCGAGAAACAACAGUGAAGUAUUCUAAAAUUCGACCUUUUGACAGCACUAAACUACUUGAUCUCUGCCGUCAUGAAGUACGCUUUGGUUGUAAUAGAGAAGAUGAAUGUUUCUAUGCACACAGUCUAGUAGAACUGAAAGUCUGGAUAAUGCAACGUGACACAAAUAUAACUCAUGAAGUAAUUACUCAGGAAUCAAAAAAGUAUUGGCAGAACAUGGAAGCCAGUGUCCAAGCAGGGCAGGUACCUGUAGGUUUUUCAAAAUCUAGGAACCUCAACUUAAAGCUCAUGUUUGUCUGUGGACAAUGCUGGAGGUACGGACAGGUCAGUGAGCCGGACAAGAACAGAAAAUACUGCAAUGCUAAAGCAAGACAUCCUUGGACCAAAGAGCAUCGUGUGCUAUUAGUGAUGUCCAAUGAACGUAAAAAAUGGACAACAAUACGCCCUUUGCCAUCAAAGAAACCAAUUCCACAACAGUUUGAUUUAUGCAUGCAUAUAGCGAAAGGAAAGAAAUGUGGGUACAUUGGGAACUGCUCCUUUGCCCACAGUCUUGAGGAAAAAGACAUGUGGACCUAUAUGAAAGACAAUAACAUCUUAGAUAUGGAACAGCUAUAUGAAAAGUGGCUAAAGAGCCAUGAGCCAGAAAAAGAAGAAGCAGCUUCUGUACCAAAGGAGAAUGGGAAGCAGAUACACAUGCCAACCGAUUAUGCUGAUCUUGUGAGUUGCUAUCACUGUUGGCUUUGUGGGAAAAACUGUAACAGCGAGAAGCAGUGGCAACAGCAUAUAACCUCAGAGAAACACAAGGAGAAAGUUUUUAGCUGUGAAGAUGAUCAAAACUGCUGGCAAUAUCGCUUUCCCACAGGACAGUUCAGUGUUUGUGAAAUGCAUCAGACUAGUACCUGUGUAGAUGGAGAGAACUGCCAACUUGCCCAUAGUAAAGCAGAAUUGCAAGAAUGGAUGGAUCGAAGAGAAGUUCUAAAACAGAAGCUAGCUAAAGCCAGAAAAGACCAUUUGAUUGCCCCAGAUGAUGAUGACUUUGGCAAAUUUGAUUUUUUGAUUAAAGAAUUAAAUUAAUAUAAUAACCAUGAAAUGUUCAUAUGUUCAGAAAUGUCUUAUAAAUUGCCAUUUUCUUGAUUGAAACUGAAACUAAGAGGCAUAUAAGCAGCAAUUCUUUGAAUUAUGCUCCUGCUUUACUUUCCUACAGUAAAAAUUGCUGUGGUCUUGUGAAAGUGGUAUAUGUUAGAAGCAGGAGUAUGACGGUAUUCGCUGUACAUUGGCACAUUUUAUAGCCAAUGACACAGUGUUUGGUGAAAGUCACUGCCUUACUUCAAGAUGACAAGCAGCUUAACAAGAAAAAAACAUGGGAUAUAUUAAAGUGGAACAAAUUUUUAUGAUAUUCUUUAUAAUGUCAUAGGAAUGCAUUUCAAACUUCCUAGAGACAUAGGAAAAAAAAUUAAGAUUUGUAAUGAAAAGGUCUCAGACUUUUGUUGUAAACAUUUUGCGUUUACAUAAUAGUAAGAGCAGAAGAAUUGGGAUCAAUAAUGUGGCAAACCAUUGUGAUAAAUGAUAAUGGUUCAGAAUUUCAAAUUUAUCAUCAUUGAAUGUGUUAGAACAGUAGGAAGCUGUUAAUGAUUUUUUCUUCUAAGUAAUAGUUUUUAAAGAAAAUCAUUCAUCAGUAUACAGGAUGAAUGGAUUUACAUUUUACCAGUGUCCUCAUUUAAUGGCAACAGGGAAGAAGGUGUUAAAGAACAGCAAAAAAUAAUUUGGUUAUAAGAUAAAGAAAUUAUGGUUUGGUUAUAUAUAUAUUGCUUGCUAUUUAAAUGUUGAUUUCCUUUAAAAUCAGAUGAAUUGCCAAUUGGCAAAAAAAUUAUAUGGACCAAUAAUGUCAUUAAUAAAGAAGAUGAGAUGGUUUACAUUAUA